Messenger RNA from Drosophila mojavensis, 3368 nucleotides. Its product is annotated as ankyrin repeat domain-containing protein 13C. Lineage: Eukaryota; Metazoa; Arthropoda; Insecta; Diptera; Drosophilidae. Gene Ontology annotation, molecular function: protein binding. The transcript has a single exon. The record is from RefSeq and is a predicted model, not a curated record. The coding region runs from base 327 to 1889 and encodes 520 amino acids. Gene Ontology annotation, cellular component: cytoplasm.
ACAAAAUAAGCAGGAGAAUAGUAGACUAAAAUUAUUAAUAUUUUUUUAACACAUCGGCAUAUUUUGCAGCAAUUUGCUGCAUAAAUAACCAUUGAAAUCGGUAGUUAUGAUUUAACGAAAGCUUAUUUACAACUUUUAGUAAUUCUACUCAUUAAAUGAAAAAUUGCGUUAAUCGAUAAGAUAUCGAUAUGUUGGCCACGGUGCUGCACUUAGUCCAUCGCUAAUAAUAAUCAAUAAACAGAGCAAUUUUGGGUAGCAAAAUACCAAUUUUUGUAUGAAAAAAACUGUAUACAAAGAGUGUUUGAUAAAGAGACGGUGAGUAAAAUAUGUCCAACGAAAAAGUGGACGACUGUGACAAAAAUCAGAAAGUAGAACACACAAAACAGACAACAAACAGUGUGUCACACGAUGAUGACUCGGAAUCGGAUGAAUAUCAAUCGGCGGGCGAGGGUGACGACGAUGACGAUACAACAACAGCAACAGCAACAACAGCUACAUCAACAGCCGCAUCUGUCCCCAUCAUACCUUCCCCACUAUCAGAUGAUUGUGUCGAGUUUCCAAUGCAUCGCAGCGUUUUCGAGAACGACAUACGAACACUGCAACGUCGCCUGCUUCUGAACACUGCCGCAAAGGAAGUGGCCGAAAAAGAUAAACAUGGCAAUACGCCCCUGCAUCUGGCCGUUAUGCUGGGGCGCACCUGCUGUGUCCGCCUGCUGCUCGCCAACAAUGCGCCCGUCAAAGUGAAGAACAACGAGGGCUGGUCACCGCUGGCCGAGGCCAUCAGUUAUGGCCAUCGCCAGACCAUCACGCAGCUGCUGCGCAUGCUGAAAUUGCAGUCGCGUGAGCACAUGGAGAGCCGACGUGAACGUCUCGUGGAGGCACUGCGUCAGAUGCAGGACUUUUACAUGGAGUUCAAGUGGGACUUUCAGUCGUGGCUGCCGCUCGUCUCUCGUAUUUUGCCCUCGGACAUUUGCCGUCUGUACAAGUGCGGCGCCUCCCUGCGCCUGGACACAACGUUGGUGGACUUCAAUGACAUGCGCUGGGAUCGUGGCGAUAUAUCGUUUCUAUUUCGUGGCGAGGCGGCGCCAAAUGAGUCCCUAGUGCUGCUAGAUAACGAGCAGCAAUGUUAUCAGCGACUGCGCUAUGAGGAGUCCGACAUGGAGGACGAGGUUGAUGUGCUGAUGUCCACUGACAUUUUGGCCACCCAAAUGUCCACGAAAACCAUACAAUUCGCACGAGCUCAGCGUGGCUGGCUGUUCAGGGCCAAUCGCAAGGAAUUGAUAGGCGGGCAAUAUCAAUGCGAGAUCUAUACCAUUCAGGGUCUGGUGCUGAAGCAGCGCAAGCGACGUGAGCACUUGUCGCAUGAGGAUUUGCAAAAGAAUCGCGCCAUCGUUGAGACAAUCACCAAAGGCGGCAACCAUACGGAUUCGAAUGCGGCCACAACUCCCAAUGGCAGCAAUCUAACAUUGCCAGAGCUGCCGCGUCGCAGCUCGCUGCCACCGCCGCCUACCACGACGGUCACCUGGUCGCAGUAUAUUGAAGCGCCCGUGGGCAAAUGCCCACAGCUGGGCCGUGCGCCGGUUAACAAGCAAUCAAACAAAACGCUGCGGGCAACGGUUGCGAUGAGCACAGAUUUUCCGCUUAGUGUGGACAUGCUGCUGGACGUACUGGAGGUGGUGGCACCGCUCAAGCAUAUCAACAAGCUGCGCGAGUUUGUCACACUCAAGCUGCCCACGGGUUUCCCCGUUAAGAUUGAGAUACCCGUGCUCCAUACGGUCACCGCCAAGGUGACCUUUCAGAAGUUUGAGUUUCGCGACAAUAUACCCGCUAAGCUAUUCGAGAUACCCGCACAUUAUUGGGAGGAUGUGCGGCGCUUUCAGGACUUAUGACCUAGCGAUGAAUCAUCGUCAUCCUCAUCAGCUGCCAAUACGCCAAGCGCCGUCAAGCAGAUCGAUUUGAAUCGCAACAGCAGUAGAAACAGAUGCGAGGACUCCAGUCGUACGCCGAUUUCCGAUUUUGAUUAAAGCUGCUCCUGUUGCUACUACUGCUGCUGCUGCUUCUGCUGGGCCAGGCCGAUCCAAUCCACAAUUAGCAUCAAUCACCACCUAGUGCACCUUUAACCAUUCGCGAUCCCUGCUCCCACUAGUUGAUGAUGUAUGUCACAAGAAAAUUGCAAUUUUUACCAUAAAUUAUCAAUCAGUUAAAUUAUCGAAGUGUCCCGAAUUUGUAGAAGUUGUCUUUGUUUUUGUCAAUUAAAAUGUGACGCUAUGAAAAUUGCAAUUUCAGACUAGCAAAUAGAAACUAGAAACUGGAAACUUGGCAAUGAAUUUGAUAUGGAGCUGUGGCUCAUGUUAAACCCAACUCCCCGCCUAUCCAUUCAGAGUUUAUUAAAUGGAAUUCAAUGUUAGUGUAACAGAUCCAUGAAGCUAUAGAGAAUUCUGUUUAGAUAUAGUGUAUUAUCAGAGUCUAUGUCUAUGUCUGUAUGUAUAUAUAGCAUAUACAAUGUAAAAGUACAUUCAAUAUGCAUACGUCAUUUAAUAAUGUACAAGUAUUUAUUGUUGCACUUUACUUAAACAUUCUACAUUCUUUUAUCAUCCGCUUUACAGCAAAUCGCUUUGUUAUCAUUGAUAAUGAGUCAGGCUAAAAAUAAGAUUACGCAGACUGGUGAUUCGCCAGCUAAAGAGCUGAAAAUUGAUAAAAGACGGAAAUUGAAAAGAAAACAAUUAAAUCUUAUCUUCAUCAUAUUCUCAUUAAAAAAUCAAAAUGUAGCCAAUUUAAUGUUCAUUUGUUAAUGUUCCAACUGUUUUUUUUUUUAUUGCAUUAUUUUUGUAUGUGUUCAGUUUUUGUUUGAUUUCUAUGUUUAGUGCAAUUAUUUAUUGACUUUUAAGCUUAUAUAUAUAAGAAAAAAAAAACAAAAUUACCAAAAAAAAAAACAACCAUAUAUUGAGUUGCUUGAAACCCCCACGAUUUGUCAUUUCCAUAGAAAGUUACUCGACUCUAAAAUACCUGUACUAUAAAGAGGAAGAUAGAGUAUGGCAAAAUCGAUCUAUUAAUAAUAACACAUAAAUUAUUACUUAAGUUGUUUAUAUACUAAGAUCAACAAAACGUCCUACACAAUUUUCAUAAUCAGCAAAAAGUAUUUACGAGUGCGCAAAACAGAAAGCAGCUUCACAAAAUAAAUAAAUAAAUAACCUUGCUCUACACUCAUGUAGUCCCAAGUCUUUGAAUAUGUAAUUAAGUUUUAUUUGCGCGUAUGCUCAACGCAUAUUUAUUUGUUUAAUCAUUAUUUUAGAUAGUAAUGUUGCAUUUUAAUGCAUUGAAAGUUUAUAUUUACAUAAAAUAAAUCUUAUUAUUUGAUAUUCUAUUAA